UUUUCUCGGUGGCCGCCUCUUCUAUCCGGUACACGCGGUCGAGUAAUACGUUGGACACGCGUAAUCGCGCGCAAACGGAAUUUCGAGACGUCUUUACGACGUCGCGGAGAUCUCGCCGGUGUUUAUGGUGUUGCUGUAAUCGCAGUCGCCAGAAGGAAACAUGGCGCGUUACGGACAGAGGCCCGAGAACGCCCUGAAACGGGCGAACGAGUUCAUAGAAGUGGGUAAACCAGCUCGAGCAUUAGAUACAUUACAAGAAGUCUUCCGUAAUAAAAAAUGGACGUACAACUGGUCAGAGUCCGUCUUGGAACCUAUAAUGUUCAAGUAUCUGGACCUCUGUGUGGAAUUAAAGAAGUCACACAUAGCGAAAGAAGGCUUGUUUCAAUACAGAAAUAUGUUUCAAUCUGUCAAUGUUGGGAGUUUGGAGAAUGUUAUACGUGGUUAUUUGAAAAUGGCUGAAGAGAAGACUAAUGCAGCACGCAAACAGAGUCAACAAGCAGUAAUUGAUAUUGAUGAUCUUGAUAAUCUUGCCACACCUGAGAGCAUCUUACUAUCAGCUGUAAGCGGUGAAGAUGCGCAAGACAGGAGCGAUCGUACUAUUUUAACACCCUGGGUGAAAUUCUUGUGGGAAUCAUACUGCCAAUGCUUGGAGUUGCUCAGAACUAAUGCGCAUGUAGAAACUCUUUAUCAUGAUAUCGCACGUAUGGCCUUCCAGUUUUGCCUCGAGUAUAAUCGUAAGACUGAAUUUCGUAAAUUAUGCGAGAAAUUGCGGAAGCAUCUUGAAGAGAUAUGUAAAUUGCCUCCGCUCGUGUCGAAUGUUUCUAUGAAUAAGGCGGAAACGCAACAGCUAAAUCUAGAAACUAGAUUAAAUCAAUUAGAUUCUGCGAUACAAAUGGAAUUGUGGCAGGAAGCCUUUAAAUCUUCGGAGGACGUUCAUGGUAUGAUGAAUUUGUCGAAGAAGCUCCCUGUACCAAAAACAAUGGCCAAUUAUUAUCAGAAAUUGGCUAUGGUUUUCUGGAAGGCUGGCAAUUAUCUGUUUCACGCAGCUGCAUUGUUCAAACUUUUACAACUCUCUCGAGAAAUGAAAAAGAAUAUGUCCUCAGAGGAACAGCAGCGAAUGGCCAAUCGGGUAUUAUUGGCAACAUUGUCGAUACCGUUGCCAUCCGCGCAUCCUGAAUUUGAUCGAUUCAUAGAGACUGACAAGAGUCCGCUAGAAAAAGCUCAAAAGCUCGCGACUCUUUUAGGUCUCUCGCAACCACCAACUCGCGUCUCUCUGUUGAAGGACAUUGUUCGUUUGAAUGUUGUCGUUCUUGCGUCACCACAGUUGCAAGAAUUAUAUUCGUGGUUAGAAGUGGAAUUUCAUCCGUUAGAACUCUGUAGCAGAGUCGAUUCCGUCAUUCAAACGUUACAGGUAGACGAAAACAGUCCGUUAAUCCAAUAUAUCCCAGCCUUGCAGGAUGUUACACUUGUGCGUCUUGUUCAUCAGAUUUCUCAAGUUUAUCAAACUAUACAAUUUUCCAGACUCCUGGAACUUGCCAAAUUCACCAUCGAUUUUCACCUUGAACGUCUUUUGGUAGAUUGCGUGCGCUAUAAUGACAUGCAGAUCAGAAUAGAUCACGGCAAAUCAUGUGUUCACUUUGGAGUGGAUCUCUCGGAGGCGCAACGAGAAGAUCAUCCGGACGGUCCGGUAUUGCAAGCAAUGCCCUCCGAACAAAUACGCUGCCAACUGGUAAACAUGGCGACCGUGUUGCAUCGUGCCAUUAAUGUAAUAAAUCCUAAUAAAAAGAAAUUCGAGCGCGAAAAAGUACGCAAUGUGUUGGUUGCUCAUUAUCAUGAAACUAAAAUCAAGGAUCAUCAGAAAAUAUUAGGCAGGCACAAAAUUAUCGAGGAACGAAAGGAAUACAUUGAGCACAUCAAUACGGUCCGCGAAGAAGAAGAGAUGCGCCGACAGGAGGAACUUCAGCGACAACAAAUGUUGGCUGAACAGAAGCGACUGGAACAGGAACGGGAGGAACGUGAAAGAAAGCGUCAACAAAGCGAGAUUCAGCAGAUCAAGGAUCGCCAUCUCAAAGAAAAGAUGCAGCAGAUUUCACAGACAAGUCACGGGCAAAAGGUGCUGAAGAAACUAGAUGAGGAUGAAAUUAAAAAACUGGACGCGGAACAAAUUGCGGCGCGGGAAGCUGAAGAGUUACAGAAAGAGCGCAGAGAGAUGCAACAGAAGCUCAAGUCCCAGGAGAAGAAAGUCGAUUAUUUGGAGCGUGCUAAACGACUCGAGGAGAUUCCAUUGCUGGAGAAGGCCGUGCAGGACAGGAUGCAACAGGCGAAACAACUCUGGCGGCAGCAGGAGGAUGAGCGAAUUGCCGCAGCUAUCGAAGAGAGACAGGAGGCUGUCGCGACUCAAGAGCGCUUAGCGCGUAUGAAAGAGGAUCACGGCAUUUUCUUAGCUAAGAUCUUAGCUGAGCGUAGAAACAUAUACACAGAAAAACUGAAGGAAUUUGAGAAAUUAUUGAAUGAGGAGCGCGUUAAGCGAUUAUUGAAGCGCAAAAUGGAACGUAAAGCCGAGCGUAAAGCAAAAUGGGAGAAGGAACGCGCAGAAGCUGCAGAACGAAGACGAUUGGAAGAAUUGCGUAUCAAACAAGAAGAGGAAAAGAAACGUCUUGAAGAGGAAAGAGCUAAGAGAGAGGAGGAGGAGAGAAUUAGACGGGCCGAAGAGGAAGCCAGAGAAGCCGAACGUAUGGCUAAGCUUAAAAAACAAGCUGAGAUUAUUAGAGCUAAGGAAGCUGAAAUUGAACGUAAAUUGGAGGAAGAACGAUUGAGAGAUAAAGAAAUGGCUUCAACAUGGCGGCGUGGUUUGGAUAAUGAUCGUGAUCGCGAUCGUGAUCGUGAUCGCGAUCGUGAACGUGACCGUGAUCGUGACCGUGACCGUGAUCGUGACCGUGAUCGCGAACGUGAUCGCGAUGGUCCAAAACCUUCGAUGGAGUCAUGGCGACGUAAUCCUGACAAGGAUUCUGAUGGACUUAAAAACGACACAGAUCGCUGGAGGAAACGCGAUGACAAGAUUGAGGAUUCUUCAUGGAAGAGAAGGGAAUCAGAAAGGGAACCACGUCGCGAUAUGGACAAGUGGAGAAGAAACGAUGACUCGGACCGAUGGAAGAAGGAUACUAUGGAGAAAUGGAGAAAAGAUGAUAACUACGAUAGAGAAGAUUUAAGAGAUCGAGAUAGGCUAGAUAACCGUGGGUUCGACAAGAGAGAUGAUCGCGACCGUGAUCGUGACCGUGACCGUGACCGUGACCGUGGAAUAGAUGGACGUGGAAUACGCGAGAUUUCACGUGACACGAUACGCGAUGAUCGAGAUAGAGAUCGAGAUCGUGAUCGUGGUAGAAUGUCCGACCGCCGUGGUGGUUACCGCGAUCGCCGUGAUGAACCAGCACGGCCAAAUACUAAUCAGGACUGGCGGAAACGCGACCCACCUCAAGAUUCCCCAAGAGACCCACCCAAGCGCGAACGAGAGGAUCGUAAAGAUGACAGACUUCCGCCUAGAUCUGACGAGAGAAGGCGACCAUUAGAGGAUGAUGGUUGGUCGAAAGUUAGUCGGCGCUGACAUCAAAGCCUCAGUUAAUCACAUGUAAAACACACACACACACACACACACACACACACACACACACACACAUGUAGCUUUAUAUAAGUUUAUUAUUCUCUAAAGAUAUAUUAUGUACAUGAAUAGACUUUUUAUCUAAUACGGAAGUCUGUCCAUUUUUAUUAUUUAGUGUGUGGCUUUAUUCUUCCAGACAAGAAAGUGGGAGGGAAAUAACUUUAGUGGUAGAUGUAUAGCGAAAAUUUUAGAAACAAGAUAUUUUGAUUAGAUGUAAUAGAUUAUAUUGAUUAUUGUGCAAAACACAGAAAUAACAGAUCUACAUUUGAAAUAUCUGAUCCAAUAUAAAUUCAAAUUAUUUAAGUCGUUUAGAUGUUUCAAAUUUACACAGAUUCGCUUUUUUUUGUUUUGAAUAGUUGAUGAUCAUUCUGUUAUCAUAAUCAAAAUAUCUCGUUUCAAAAAAUUAGAGAAGAUAUAAAAAUAUCAAUAAAAUUCUCUUCUAUCCUA
Messenger RNA from Atta colombica, 4102 nucleotides. It is a transcript of the gene eIF3a, whose product is annotated as eukaryotic translation initiation factor 3 subunit A. Gene Ontology annotation, cellular component: multi-eIF complex; eukaryotic translation initiation factor 3 complex, eIF3e; eukaryotic translation initiation factor 3 complex, eIF3m. Gene Ontology annotation, biological process: translation reinitiation; formation of cytoplasmic translation initiation complex. Bases 161 to 3601 code for a protein of 1146 amino acids. The transcript is spliced from 5 exons. Lineage: Eukaryota; Metazoa; Arthropoda; Insecta; Hymenoptera; Formicidae. The record is from RefSeq and is a predicted model, not a curated record. Gene Ontology annotation, molecular function: mRNA binding; translation initiation factor activity.